AUGGAGAUUGUAGACAAUGACAAUGUGAGUAGUUGGUCUAACGAUGCCAAUUUCAAUCUAUUGUCGUCUCGUCAUAACAAAUGUAAGAGCAUACAAGACUAUGAUAAUAUUGCAGAUUUGAAUAUAGAUGGAGAUAUUAUGGUCGGACAAUUGUACUCGAGUAAGAAAGAGUUGCAAAAACAAUUAGCUAUGAUUGUAAUGAGGAAGAAUUAUGAGUUUAAAGUGGAAAGAUCAACUGAGGAUCGUUUGGAAAUUAGAUGUGUGGAUGAUAAUUGCAAGUGGCGACUUCAUGCAACCAAGUUACAAGUGUCAGAAUUUUUUGAACGUGAUCAUCGGCAAGCAAGUAGUUCUAUUGUUGGCCAAUUUAUAAAGUCAAAGUAUGAGAAGGCAUCACAUGUAUAUAGACCUAAAGACAUCAUUAAGGAUAUGCGAGCACAAGUUGAGGUUAAUAUGAGCUACGAGAAAGCUUGGAGAGCAAGAGAGCAUGCAUUUGACAUAAUCCAAGAAUCGCUAAAGGAAUCUUUUGCCGCACUUCCUACCUAUUGUGCCAUGUUAGAAAGUAAAAAUCCUAGGACAGUAACACAUAUAGAAACAGAUGACAAUAAUCACUUUUUAUACUUUUUCAUGUCAAUGGGAGCCUCUGUAAAGGGAUUUUGUGGUUCUAUAAGGCCUGUGGUAGCAGUUGAUGAGACUUUUCUAAAGGGUAAAUAUCUUGGCACCUUAUUUGUCACUGUAUUCCAUGAUGGACAAAAUCAAAUAUAUCCUUCGGCAUUUGGUGUGGGUGACUCAGAAAAUGACGCUUCAUGGACAUGGUUUCUUACAAAAUUGAGAAAUGCCCUUGCAGAGGUAACAUACUUGGUGUUUGUAUCUGAUCAACAUGGAAGCAUUGGUAAAGUUGUGCAAACUGUGUUUCCAGAGGCAUAUCAUGGAGCUUGUAUGUAUCAUGUAGCUGGCAACAUGGGGAAUAAAUUUGGUGAUGAUGAAACGAUGUUUAAGUUAUAUUACAUUGUGGCAAAAACAUACCUUGUGUCAGAGUUUAAUAGUGUUAUGAGUGAUAUUUGGGCAAUCAAAGAUGGAAAAGUAGGAAAAUAUCUUCCAGAAAUUGGGUAUCAUAGAUGGGCUCGGGCACAUUUAAGUGGAAAACGAUACAACGACAACCAACAUUGCCGAAUCCAUGAAUGCAAAACUGAAGGAUGCUCGAAAGUUGCCUAUCACUGCUAUAGCGGAUCACCUUACAGGUACACUCCAAGGGUGGUUCAACGAACAUCGGAACACAACAAGUUCAUGGAAUUUGACCUUGACAAAGUGGGCAGAAGGAAAAUUGCACAAGAAUCAAAAUAG
This is a messenger RNA of Pyrus x bretschneideri (Chinese white pear), 1341 nucleotides long. RefSeq lists its product as uncharacterized. The coding region runs from base 1 to 1341 and encodes 446 amino acids. The transcript has 3 exons. Lineage: Eukaryota; Viridiplantae; Streptophyta; Magnoliopsida; Rosales; Rosaceae. The record is from RefSeq and is a predicted model, not a curated record.